UUAGUCGACACUAGACAGCUUAUCUCCUAUCGUUUCUCUCCUAACCCGACCAAAUCAGCAAAAGUCAUGCGCAUCACCAUGGGGGAUAAAAUAUAAACAAAACGAGAUAUCAUAAAUCAGAUGCCCAGUCGUUUUCUGAACUCUCCUCCCUGCUCCGCUUCUUCCAUUGCAUUGCAUCUUAAUUCUGACUCGAACUUGUUUCGUGGCUCGUAAUCACAAGCAAGAUGUCUCGGAAGCAAGAAGGCGUCGUAGAGAGAGGAGGAGAUGGCAAGGUGGUAUGGGACAUGGGGAGCUCGCUGUACGACUCCUACGAGCUGGCCUCGCUGUGCCGAAUCCUGGACAGGCACAUCGGCACCGACCUGCCGUCGUUGCACGGCGAGCCACGGCAGGAGGGGCUCGCCGCCGGAGCGCCGCCGCCGCCGCCUACGGAGAGGAACGGGCAGCAGGUCGUGGUGCUCAGGGACGACCGCCGAGGCAGGACCGGGACCGGCAGGAAGGUGACGCUGCGAACGCUGUUCAGGGCAGCGGCGUCAUGGGCGAUCAGGCAGAGGAAGGCGCAUGACUGUGCCUGUGUUGGCGCAGCUACCACUGGAGCAAUCCAACCGGUUGUCUCUCCGGGCCGGCCGGUAAAACUUUGAUGUUCGCCGUUCGCGUCAGUUUUUUUUUUCUUUUUUUCUGCUGGCAUUUCUAUAUGUUUAGUCAGUUUGUUUCUAUAUGUUUAGUCGGUUUGUUGCAAUCUGUGCAGCUUGUAAUGUAUCUUAUUCUCUUCUAAAUGGUUGUUGAUCAUGGAGCAACAAUAUCUAGUCCAACGGUGCACAUCACCAUCCGAGCUAGCAUUGUGCACCACGUGUUAUCCUUGUUAGAUAAUGUUAGUUAGUUUGUUAUAGAGAUAGAUUAGUUCUGUUACCGCAUGUACUUUCUUGUAUCUAUCUCUAUAUCCAGGAUUGUCUCAGGUUGUUGAGAUUAAUCCUAUCCUUUGUACACGCCACGGUAGAGGCUCUUUCUGCCUAUAUCAACAAAGGUGCGGCCCCGUACAGGGGUUCAACGCUUCUCAU
Oryza sativa Japonica Group (Japanese rice) is the source of this 1055-nucleotide messenger RNA. The record is from RefSeq and is a predicted model, not a curated record. NCBI's taxonomy places the organism in Eukaryota, Viridiplantae, Streptophyta, Magnoliopsida, Poales, Poaceae.